CACACAGACAAAGUCCGCUAUGUUAAAUAGGUUACUUGGCAGUGGAACGUAUGAUUCCUAUGACAUGCGCUGUAUGGUGACAGGCCAGUUCGGGGUCGGAAAAUCGAGUCUUGUCAAGCUCCUAGCUGGUGAUGUCAUCCCAGAAGGAAGACAUCCUACCGAUGGGAUUUCCCUUAUAGAAGGUCGCUGUGGCCUUGAUGUUGAGACUAAAAGCUGGAUUUAUAUUGAUCCAGAAACGUAUGAUGCCUUGGAUGUUGUUUACAAUAAGGUUUUAAUGACCUCAGUAGAAGAGAAUGAAAGACAAGAAUCAGAAAAGCCAGAGGAACAGCUUCCAGGUUCAAAUCCUGUUAGAAGAGAUGAUAAUGUCAUGACAAGUGGCCCCUCCCAACAGCCUCUAGCAGCCAAAUCUGUGUCACCUAAAAUGUCUUACAGUGUGUCCCAGAGAAGACCAGAGUUUAAAACACACAUGAAAUCGAAAAUGACAAGAGAAGAAAUAAGAAAGAAAAUGGAAAAAGUCCUUAAAAGUGGAAACUACAAGAUGAAAGUUGGAAGACUGAUUUUUUGGGACUUCGGUGGACAGUAUGUCUACUAUACCACACACCAAACCUUCAUGACUUUCAGAGCUUUGUUUCUCGUGGUAUUUGAUGGAAGCAAACAAUUGCAUGAGCUAGUCCCAGAUGUUCUAUGUUUUCCAGGGCAGCACAUGACACCAACCCCAGCAGUAUUUCUACAACAUUGGGUUAACUCAAUCCUAACGUAUUGUAAGGUGGUAUAUGUAGGCAUUCCGAAGAUCUUGUUUGUUGCCACCCAUAAAGACAAAGUACCAAUUGAGAAUGUGGAGUCCAGGCGUGAGGAGUUGUACAAUGGAGUAGAGGAAUUGUUUAAGGACCAUGAGGGACGAAACCAUCUAGUCCUAACACAACGGAUAUUUGUCAAUGCAAGGGAUAACACAGAUUCAGAAAUUGAAGUCCUCAAGAAAGUCAUCACAGAACUGACGUUUGAACAUCCUUGUUGGGGGGAGAAGAUGCCAAACGCUUGUGUUCCCCUUGAACUCGAGAUUGCAGAGCUGGUGGCGGAAGGAAAACAAAUCUUGUCAUUGGAGGAUGUUGAAGAAUUAAAUGCUAUAAGCAAGGUGUCUGUAUUGUCCCCAGACCAACUCAAAGAUUUCCUAAAUUUCCACCACUCACUGGGGAAGAUUGUUUACUUUGAUACUCCACAGCUGAAAGAUUUCGUAAUCAUCAACCCCUUACUCAUGGUGGAGGUUAUGAGGUCCUUUGUGACAGAUAAAGUAUUUUGGCCAGAGGAAACAAGAAUUCAGGAAACUUUCAAAAGAAUGUCAAAAUAUGGGACCAUAAGACGGGAAGACCUCUACCUAAUUUGGGAGCAAAAAGAUUUCAGUGCAAUUUUACCAUACAAAGAGUUUAUAUUUAACAUCCUAAUUUAUUUAGAUAUCUUGGCAGAGCAAAGGAGAUAUGAUACAACUACAGGAAGUCGCUUACCAGUGGAAAACUUCUUUGUUCCCUGUAUGGUUACAGAGAGAAAUACUACCAACUUCAUGGACAAAGAGUGUACACCAGAGAGAGCUAUAUGCUUAGCGUUUCUUUUUAAAGGGACUAUAAUACCACCAGCUUUACCUAAUCGUCUGAUCAGUGCAUGUCUGAGCAUGUGGACCGUCAAGCAGUACGGAGGAAGAAAACUCCUGUUUUCAGGAUUUAUUGGUUUAUCCUUUGACAAGUCACAUGAUAUUGUUGUAUGCGUUGAAGGCAACAAGAUUCUUCUUUUCAUCGUCCAUAGAACCUCCGCUGGACUUAUAGUACCAGAUAUAGCUACUGGUGUCAAAGAAUGCUUGGUUAUAACAAUGGAAAGAAUUUCAGAUUUCUAUCAGUCCACAAUCCAUGCAAAACGGAGCCAACAAUCGCCAUUUCACAUUGAAUAUACAUGUUCAAAUUUGACAUGCUUCAUCAGUGCAGAAGAAGCCAAGCAGACUAAUGGAUGGAUUUGUGACAAACAUAACCAAACACACAAAACAGGACACUGGCGUGUUUGGAAUCAAGAUCAGACUAAAGAACAGUGCGAAGAGGAUUGUCAAGGUUUAAAUGAUGAUGCUUUGAGCAAGACACCAAGUGAUAUUGAACUUCUGCGUUUUUCAAACCACUGUGAAUCAAAUCAAAUGCAUGAAUUAGUUACACAUCUUGGAAUGGUAAGGAUAUGGAAAGAUGUCGAAUACAAUCAUCCUAAAGAUAUACAGGUUGCCAAAUUUUUGCUGUUAUCAAAGUGGAAAGAGAUAAAAGCUAAAUGCAAUUUCAAAACUUUGUCAGAAGCUCUGAUCAGCAUGGGUAUAUCAACCCAUGUUUUGUGUCAAGUAAGAAGAAUCAUCAAAGCAGAAACAGAUAUUCCUGCAGAUUACUUGGAUUUUAUUCCAACAGAUGAGAUUCUAGAUGCAUUAGCUCCACAAAUUGGUCAGGUUUUUUUCCAACUUGGCACUGAAAUUGGGCUAUCAAUUCCUACCCUGGAAAAUAUACAGAGUAAUAAUCCUUCUGACUUAGCAGAACAGAAUAAGGUCGUAUUAUUUAAGUGGAGAGAAGACCAACUAGUCAAACCUACAAUACGGGUCCUUAUGCAGGCUUUAUUUAACAUUGGGAGAGGUGCACGUUGUUUAGAAGAAGUUUUAAAGAAUGUUGAUCUGAACACCCUUAUAGUUUCACAACAAUGGAGAGGUAAAGGGGCAAUUCAAAAGAAACCAAAAAUCAAAUCAGAACAGAAACCACAGAGUCAGCGAAAGGUGUCAAAGAAAUGUUCAAUAGCUUGAAAUUAGGCACCUUAAGAGAAUGGUCAAAACAAGUGUGCGUUUGAAUAGGGAAAAUAUACUAUAGGCGAAAGAAGUGAAAAAUAUUGUGCAUAAUUUAGCCUCAUUGUUUGAAAGUUUCUAUUAGUUGUUACUUUUGUAUUUCAUUUGUUCCAUAUUUUUUAUUUUUAGGUAUUAGGAAGGUCUGUAAGCAAAACAGUUGCAAAUUCCUUUUGACAUCUUUCUCCUCUCUCAUACUAUUUACUUCAUGAGCAUUCAACAGAUCCAUUACCUGUUAUUUGAAUUGGUUUGUUAUAACCUUUACAGAUAUUCUUCUCUGAAAGCACUAAACUUUGAAUUAUCUUUCUGAUAAUAUUUUUAAAAAAAAAUUUAUCAGACGACAAUUCAAGCCAGCCAGCAAGAUUAUUGUUAUACAAAUACAAUGUUUUUGGUAAAUUGUUUUGUUGAAAUAAGACUGUUAAGUUUUCUCAAAUGAAUGAUUUUUCAUGCCUAUACGGAAUGGGUUUUUCCCAUUGUUGAAGGCCGUACGGUUGUCUAAAAUUGCUUACAUCCAUUUCAUUUGAACAUUGGUUUUAUAGUUGUCUCAUUGGCAAUCAUACCAGAUUUACUUAUUUUUAUGUUAUUUACCAUACAAAAUAUAACUCUAACAGUAUAUAAAGGCUGUGAAUUUAAAUAAAGUUAAAAUUAUUUGACCAA
Molecule: messenger RNA, 3502 nt
Organism: Mytilus californianus (California mussel)
Lineage: Eukaryota; Metazoa; Mollusca; Bivalvia; Mytilida; Mytilidae
Exons: 9
Coding region: 20-2809 (929 amino acids)
Biological process (GO): signal transduction
Molecular function (GO): protein binding
Source: RefSeq, a predicted model, not a curated record